Danaus chrysippus (African queen) is the source of this 1908-nucleotide messenger RNA. Lineage: Eukaryota; Metazoa; Arthropoda; Insecta; Lepidoptera; Nymphalidae. The record is from the annotation of a GenBank genome assembly.
AUGGAUGGACCAUCAGCAAAGAAGUCCACUUCGUUUGAGACACUAGUGAUUCAAAAUAUAUCUAACACAAACGACUUAAAAGCAAAACUGAACGAAAUUAUCGCUAGUGGAAAAGAUUACGAAUACGAUGUUUCAUCUUGCAUUAAAGCUUUACUAAACAACAACGAUCCAGUUAUUGUGCUGCUGACCGUGCAAGCAUUAUCCGAACUAGCGAAAUGUGAAACGAAACGAGAAACAUACGCACAAAAAGAUGUGAUUGUACCGAUUUUGUCUAUAUUAAGUAAAGAUGUUACAUUAGAUAAAGUAGAGCUUAUUAAACACUGCUGUAGAGCUUUAGGUAACCUGUGCUGUGAUUGUGAUACAUCCAGAAAUAUAUUACUCCAAAACAAUGGGGUUGGCAUACUGGGAAAUGUAUUAAAAAUAUGUAUUGAAAAUAACACAUCUACGCCUCUAGCAGAAAUUAAACUAGUUGUCGUCAAAGCCUUACUCAACUAUGCUAUUGGGGGACAAGAAUAUUCCGAGUCAUUGGUGAAAAGUGACUUAAUAGAAUUUAGUAGGAAAAUGUUGACAGUGGAAUCAUUUAAAGAGGUCAUGGAUGAUGAUUUAGUGUCAACAAUUCUGACAUUAUUGACUGUAAUAAAUGACAACAAUACGGAAUUACUUUUUGAUGAAGACCUGAAUAUGGCCGUUCUUAAUGUGCUCCGAGAAACGACUAAUGUUGAUGUGUCCGAGUUAGCUUUGGAGCAUCUACACACACAAGCUGAACAUGAGUCAGUAAAAACCCUGUUAGCCAAGGAGGGAGGGGUCAACCUAGUUUGUUCACGCCUGGAAUUACUUCUUGAACACCAGAAUAAUUUGACCCAGGACAGCGAAGUUGAAGCUGUUAUGAAGCAGGCGUGUGAUCUCAUCAUCAUUGUAUUGACCGGAGAUGAAGCAAUGCACAUUCUAUAUAACAAUGGUAAGGGCGAGGUGUAUCAAAGUACAGUGAGGUGGUUGGACUCAGACAACCAUCAAUUGUUGGUGACGGCUGUGCUGGCUGUGGGGAACUUUGCUCGGCAAGACCAAUACUGUGAGAAGAUGAUGGACGAACACAUCUUUGAUAAACUGUUAGCCAUCUUCAACCACUACCACAAUCUUGGUAUAAAGCUCCAGUCAUCUGAAGAUGUUUAUAUAUCUCCUAUGGUGGUGAUGAAGCUUCAACACGCGAGCCUAUCAGCCAUUCGUAACUUGUGUGUGCCGAUGGUCAACAAGCGUCGCGCGGCGGCCGGCCCGGCGCCUGCCAUGCUGCUGGCAGCUCUGCCACACGUUCAGGAACACAAUGUAGCUUACAAGCUGCUAGCGGCUAUAAGAAUGCUGCUUGAUGGACAGGAGAGCGUGGCCCGCGAGGUGGCGUGUUCUCCGUGGCUGCAUCACAUCAGCUCGUGGGGCGGGUCGGGGCACGCGGGCGCAGGGGCGGAGUCCCCUCGCCUGUUAGCCCGGGUCGCGAGGCUCCUGCCACACGACCUCCUGCCUCGGCUGCUCGAGGCCGACUGCGUGUCUCGACUUGUAGACAUGUUGCUAGCGUCUCACGCACUCAUGCAGAACGAAGCUCUUGUAGCACUCACGCUCCUAUCCGCCGCCUGCCAAUCAAAUACCAACCUUACCGACCAGUUAGUAAAGUCGGAAAUCGGAAAGCACUUAUCGGUGCUCGUUGAGACCAAUUGCGCUAAAAUGCCGCUAGAGGUCGCUGAGAAUCUUCUAUCGUUCUUGGAGGUGACCUCCAGGUAUGAAAUACUUCUAUUGGAUUAUAAAUCAGCGAAGGUUCAUGACGCGUUGACGAAAUUCGCUUCAUCGAGAGACGAUCUAGGUGGUGUUAAUGAACGUAUUAAUAAAAUGAUAGAAUUAAUAUCUGAAGAAAAAACUGAAUAG